GUCAACUUCCAUUCUAUUAGUCUAUAGCCUGGACUGACCAUCAUCGGGACUAGGAGCCAGGGGCGGACUGACAACUCAUGGGGCCCCCAGGCAAGAGGGGAUCAUGGGGCCCCUGUGUCCUUGCCCAAACUCAAAAAAAGCCUAUGAAAAAGGUAACAGGGGCAUCUCAUGGGGCCCCCUACUGACCCUGGGCCCUCGGGCAGUGCCCAAGUUUCCAAAUGGUCAGUCCGCCCCUGCUAGG
Molecule: messenger RNA, 241 nt
Organism: Staurois parvus
Lineage: Eukaryota; Metazoa; Chordata; Amphibia; Anura; Ranidae
Source: the annotation of a GenBank genome assembly